Molecule: messenger RNA, 1305 nt
Organism: Podarcis muralis (Common wall lizard)
Lineage: Eukaryota; Metazoa; Chordata; Lepidosauria; Squamata; Lacertidae
Source: RefSeq, a predicted model, not a curated record
GACUUUUAAAAGGCAUCUGAAGGCAGCCCUGUUUCAGGAAGUUUCUUAAUGUUUGAUGCUGUCUUGUGUUUUUAUAGGUUUGCCUAUAGGUUUGCCAUAAUGCUUUCGGAUUCCUAAAUUGCUGUGACGAGACGUGUGGGGAGACAAGGCCGUCGGGCGAGCAGAAGGCGCAGUGGCGAGGACGACUCGGGGCCAAUGCAGCAGCAAAAACGGCAGCCAGAGUUAGUGGAAGGAAACCUUCCUGUCUUCCUAUUCCCCACGGAGCUUAUAUUUUAUGCGGACGACCAGUCGACCCAUAAACAGGUGUUGACUCUCUAUAACCCCUAUGAAUUUGCCUUAAAAUUCAAAGUUCUUUGCACAACCCCAAAUAAAUAUGUCGUGGUUGAUGCAGCGGGCGCGGUGAAGCCUCAGUGCUGUGUUGACAUCGUGAUCCGUCACAGAGAUGUCCGACCUUGCCACUAUGGCGUGAUCGACAAGUUUCGGCUCCAGGUCUCCGAGCAGAGCCAGAGGAAAGCGCUGGGGAGGAAAGAGGUCAUCGCCACUCUGCUUCCAGCAGCGAAAGACCCGAAGGAAGAGGAGGAGAAGAGGAUCACGGCGCAUCUGGCAGAGAGCGUCUUUUUCGAGCAGGCUUUGUGCCAGCCAGCGUCAAAUGCCUUUUCCUUUUUCCAGAAAACAGAAUUGCCUCAUCGGGGCCGAGUUUGCUCACCGUGUUCCUCGGAAUCGUGUGCAUUGCGGCUCUCAUGCUUCCCACGCUGGGAGAAGGGGGUUCCCUCGUGCCUCUCUACCUCCACUUAAGUGUGAAUCAAAAGUUAGUAGCGGCUUACGUAUUAGGUCUCAUCACUAUGGUCAUCCUGAAAACAUGAGCGAUAACACAAUUGGAUGUCCAUCUUUUUUCUCCUAUUUUUUUACUGCCUUUUAAAUCCGCAUCCUGAACGUGGGCCUCUGACCUCCAUUUGGGUGCAAAAAUCAUCUUGCGAUUUGCAUCGCUCCCCUUUUUUUUUUUUAAAAGCAAAGUUUUAACUCCGUUUUCACCAGAAAGACUCACGCGCUCAGAGAUGCUUUUUGACUGAUGAAAUGGUUGAAGGAAAAGGAAUCGAAAGAAGCUUUUCUACCUACGUCUACCGUGCAAAAAUCUCAUUUGUGCUUACUUUUUAAAUUGCAUGUUUUUAAAUUCAUGUCAACUUCAGUGUUUGACCGCCAUAGGAGCCGGCAGUUCUAUCUGCAGUGUUAAUUUGCCUGUAAGUAUUGCAAAUUUAAAUACAGAUAAAAACGCCUGGAUGGCGGAAUUGAAAGCCGCUUGCCCGA